CAGGAUAUGGCGACUUUAGGCUUGCGUCGUGCGUUGAAUGAAUUUCUUACUCUAGACGAACCUAUAAUUCUCUUUAGGGUUUCAGAGUUGAAAUUUCCCUCGUCUUUUAUCGAUUUCGUUCUCGGAUAAAUCAAUCGUUGCGUUGUAACCAGUCGUAGAAUUCUCAGUCCACAGCUUGGGAAUCGUACAGGAAUGGGAAACGAUGGCUAUGAAAUCCCCGAGAACGCCAAUGAACAUUGCCCGGGGCCUCAGUCCGAAUCAGCUGGAAAAUCUGAUGCUUGUGAAGGAUGUCCUAAUCAGCAGGCUUGUGCUACUGCUCCGAAAGGACCCGAUCCAGAUUUGGUCUCCAUUGUUGAAAGAAUGGCAACAGUGAAACACAAGAUACUGGUCUUGUCUGGCAAGGGCGGUGUUGGCAAGAGUACGUUCUCAGCCCAACUUUCUUUUGCCCUGGCAGCUAUGGAUUUCCAGGUGGGUCUCCUUGAUAUUGAUAUUUGUGGUCCAAGUAUCCCAAAGAUGCUCGGUCUGGAAGGUCAAGAGAUUCAUCAAAGCAACCUUGGUUGGUCUCCUGUGUAUGUUGAGUCAAACCUUGGAGUGAUGUCAAUUGGAUUCAUGCUCCCCCAUCCUGACGAGGCUGUCAUAUGGCGAGGACCUCGGAAGAAUGGAAUCAUCAAGCAAUUUCUGAAGGAUGUGUAUUGGGGAGAGCUUGAUUUUCUUGUGGUUGAUGCGCCACCUGGAACCUCAGAUGAGCAUAUUUCAAUUGUUCAGUUCCUCCAGGCAACUGGAAUAGAUGGUGCCAUUAUCGUUACUACACCCCAGCAGGUGUCCCUCAUAGAUGUAAGGAAAGAAGUUAGUUUCUGUAAGAAGGUUGGAUUACAGGUUCUGGGUGUAGUUGAAAAUAUGAGUGGUUUGUGCCAACCGUUGUCUGAUUUCAGAUUCAUGAGUGUGACCGAGACUGGUGAACAAAAAGACAUGACACAGUGGGUUAUUGAGUACAUGAAGGAGAAGGCUCCAGAAAUGCUUAAUUUGGUUGCUGUUAGUGAAGUUUUUGAUAGUAGUGCUGGUGGUGGUGCUAAAAUGUGCAAGGAUAUGGGAGUUCCCUUCCUUGGGAAGAUCCCGUUGGACCCUCAGCUGUGUAAAGCAGCUGAAGAAGGAAGAUCCUGUUUUGAUGAUAGUAAAUGCCGGGUGAGUGCCCCUGCAUUGAAGGCGAUCAUAGAGAAACUAUUGUCACAACUGGAGGUAUCAAGAAUGGAGGAUUGAUCCUAGGCGUUUGUUCCUAACUGAUGUAGCCUGAUAAUUUAUUUCAUUUUUAAGUUUCUCUUCGUCAUAUACGUUCUUCAUUUUGUUUGAGUUAAUGGAGAAAGGGUUGUCUAAAAUUAAUAAAAGGAAGUUUUCUUAGGUUAUUCUCAUGGAAUUAAUAGAAUGACCCCAUUCUAAAUAAUUGCAGGAUAUAAUUUUUGUUUGGUGUACACCUAUUUGGGGUCACUGAAUAAAUUGAGGCAUGGAAAUGGAAUGGAGCUUGUUGGUUUCA
Molecule: messenger RNA, 1528 nt
Organism: Sesamum indicum (sesame)
Lineage: Eukaryota; Viridiplantae; Streptophyta; Magnoliopsida; Lamiales; Pedaliaceae
Product: cytosolic Fe-S cluster assembly factor NBP35
Biological process (GO): iron-sulfur cluster assembly
Cellular component (GO): cytosol
Molecular function (GO): 4 iron, 4 sulfur cluster binding; ATP-dependent FeS chaperone activity; ATP binding
Source: RefSeq, a predicted model, not a curated record